UUGAGAAUCAUACUUAGGUAGCCUGGGUUUCACUGCUGGUUUGUGGGUGUUUGUUGCCACACGGUACUGUUUCGGUUUUUGAAGAUUACACGUUAUCGUUUGUUUUUGUUAUGGACACUUACCACGCUGCAUCUUGGUCCGAUACUUACUCCUCUUCAGAAGAAGAGGAGAUAUGCCGUUACGGGAACAUUGCCUUUAAAUUUAAAUCGCUCUAUAGUAUGGAUCUUCUGCAGUAUGGAUUUAAUCUUAACCUACUACAAUAACCUAACCAUAACAUGGUGAGAACUAAAGCUAAAUAUGCUACGAAGCAUGUACAGAAGUUCAGAGACACCUGGAAAUCUCUAUUUGCAGAAGAUUAAGAUAAGCAUCAGCUGUUUUCUUCCUUUACUCAUCUUUCAUAGACCUGUUUUACGGCGCAAGGGAGGAAGCCACUCAAUAACAAACAAUAACUUUCGAAAAACAUAUGUUGCAAUGGUCAGUCUGAGUAAAUGUUUCAUUCUGUUCCCCCUAGGAGUCGGCCGCCUACACUCAUCCUGAACAUGCUGUAUAUAUGUCUGAUCUCUGCUACCAUCUAGUGUCUCCAGUGCAUCUCAACACCAAUGAACAAGGAAAACAACCACUGGUUCCUUGUUCUAGUCCCUAACACCUUGGUGUUUUCAGAUCUCUAGGAACUGGAUAGAUAUGAGUUCCAUUAAGUCCAUUACCAAUCACCAUAUUGCUUACACUUAUCCAUUCUCUUCAGAUCUGAAAGUGGUGUCCUGGGAGAAGAGGCUAAUAUGGGCUCGGGGUCAUUUGACUGGACAAGGCAAUGUCACAUUGUAAAGGUUACAAGGACACCUACAGUAUGUUGUGUAUAGGCCCUGUGUGACUGGGUCUUAUGAACUUCAGGCCUUACUCCGAUGAGUGCUGGAUGCUAGCGAAUGGAGUGUAGGGUUUCUGCUUGUCUAUUGUUGCCAGUGUAAGCUGAUCUGUUACCUGCUCCCUCAAUACAGGAAUGCGAGCCUGGUUCGCCUGUGUGUUAUCGUGUGCAUGUUUGCGUGCACGUGUGUUUGAUUGUGUACGUGGUGAGGCAGAGGGCCCAUCCCAUCAGCCCAAUAGAUGAUAAUAAGCUCUCUCUACCCCUGAGAACCCCAUUGUUCUCUGUAGCCUCUUUAAUAUGUAACACGCUCCAUUGACAGGCCUAUGAGUGUGAGUUCACAGGGACGGGCAGCCUGAAAUAUUAAACGGCCUGAGGAGCCGCUGCAGGCUCAAAUUGUUUGCUCAUCAUUAGAGCAGCUUCUGUGGAAGAGUAGAGCUGAACAACAGGGGAGAUAAAGGGAGGAAGACCUACCCUCCAGGGGAUUGUACUAGAGACAACAGGAACUAGGCUAUGUAAUAAGUUCAUCACUCUACUAUCUGACCCUAUACUGUAGUGUCGAUUUAGUUUGCCAGUAAAGGAGAACAACACUGGACUGGUCCUGGGACGGAGGUUGCUUUGAAAACAGAAGUCAUGGCAGGUCUCCAGGGAACUACCAAGGACCUUUAGGAGGUUUGGAGGACAAACCAGAAGGAUGGAGGAGGAAGCCCCAGUACCUGAUGCCCCAGACUUUCAUGCCCCAGAAGCCCCCGCAGAGGCCCCUGACAUAGAGGCCCCAGAAGAUCCCCCUGUAGAGAGUGGUGUGUCGGCCAGAGGAGUUCCACCAUCCAGAGACAGCCGUAAACUGGACUGUAUCAUCUGCUUCUGUGCCUUCAACCUGGCUGAGAGGCUGCCACGCAAGCUCUACUGCGGCCACACCUUCUGCCAGGCCUGCCUGAGACGCCUUGACACCAUCCUCAAUGAGCAGCAGAUGUGGAUCCCCUGUCCACAAUGCCGGCAGAACACUCCGCUACCUCGCGGGGGAGCUACAGCCCUGGACCUGGACCUAGCAGCCUUCCUGGGGGUCAAGGCUGACUUGGACAGCCAGAGGUCCAGCCCCCAGCAGGGAGGAAGAGAACUAGGCAACCAGCUGGAGCUAAAGCCCUCAUUUGGGAAGCAGCCCAUCAUAGAGCAACCUCAGGCCACCUGGAACCAUGGAGGACUGGCUGAGCCUCGCUUCCACAGGAGCCCUUGCUGCAGGCGCUUCUUCUGCUGCUGGUGGUGCUGCUAGGAUGCAAGAGUUUAAAGCAUCUGGGCAGCAGUAUUCCCAUUACAGUGCAAGCUGUAAUUGAUUAUAGGAAUGCCUGGGCUUCCAAGGCUAAAACAAUGGAAAAUAUAGGUUAACUGCGUGAUCUGACCAAGGAAAAAUUUACUACUACUAAAAAAAAAACCACUACUGGCUAGAACAGUGUUCACGAGACUGACAAAGUUGUGGGGGACAACAUUUUUUCCCCACUUCGUGGGAGAAAGAACGUUUCAGCACUCAAAAUGGGACGCUGGAUAAAGACCUCAAUGACCUCACCUACAACCGAAAGACUCCUCUGCCUCCUUUCAACUAUGCAGUUGGAGCUAUUGGUACCUUGAUUAUUGAAAGUCCAUUAUUUUAUACACACUUCAUUGAGUUAUAGUAUAAUUUAUCUAGCCACUCUAGAAUAUCCCAUUAGUGUUCAAUUGGGUUGAGAUCUGGUGACUGAUAGUCAUCAAACCAUUCAGUGACCAUUCGUGCCCUGUGGAUGGGGCAUUGUCAUCCUAGGGUAAGCCAUGGUAGCUCAAAUAUGCCUGUCCAGCAUUUUUAUGCAUGACCCUUAAUUAAUUUACAAACCACACCUGUGUGGAAGCACCAGCCUUCAAUAUACUUCGUAUCCCUC
This is a messenger RNA of Oncorhynchus mykiss (rainbow trout), 2763 nucleotides long. NCBI's taxonomy places the organism in Eukaryota, Metazoa, Chordata, Actinopteri, Salmoniformes, Salmonidae. The record is from RefSeq and is a predicted model, not a curated record.